This is a messenger RNA of Danio rerio (zebrafish), 1092 nucleotides long. It is a transcript of the gene tmem147, whose product is annotated as transmembrane protein 147. NCBI's taxonomy places the organism in Eukaryota, Metazoa, Chordata, Actinopteri, Cypriniformes, Danionidae. Gene Ontology annotation, cellular component: plasma membrane; endoplasmic reticulum membrane. The record is from RefSeq and is marked provisional.
AGUGAUGCACCGGAGGAUUAUGUGACCCUGCGCCUGUCAUUCCAAAAUCACAAAUUUGUUGAAUCAGAAGAAUAUCACAGUGAAAUCUCCACCAUGACUCUUUUUCAUUUUGGAAACUGUUUUUCUUUGGCAUAUUUCCCAUAUUUCAUUACAUACAAAUGCAGUGGAUUAUCUGAAUAUAAUGCAUUUUGGAGAUGUGUCCAAGCAGGUGCUACAUACCUCUUUGUGCAGCUGUGCAAGAUGCUGUUUCUUGCCACAUUUUUCCCCACCUGGGAGGGAGGAGCCGGUGUUUAUGAUUUUGUCGGGGAGUUCAUGAAGGCCACAGUAGACAUGGCUGAUCUUCUAGGUCUUCAUCUGGUCAUGUCCAGGAAUGCUGGGAAGGGUGAAUAUAAGAUCAUGGUGGCAGCGAUGGGCUGGGCCACAGCUGAGCUCAUCAUGUCCAGAUGUAUACCAUUAUGGGUCGGAGCUCGCGGCAUUGAGUUUGACUGGAAAUACAUCCAAAUGAGCUUCGAUUCCAACAUCAGUCUGGUACAUUAUAUUGCGAUGGCAGCAGUAGUGUGGAUGUUCACUCGAUAUGACCUUCCCAAAAGUUUCCGCCUCCCUGUUGCCAUCCUGCUGGGACUGUGCGUUUACAAGGGCUUUCUCAUGGAGCUGUUUGUUCAUGUGUUUCUGUUGGGCAGCUGGACGGCUCUCCUCGUGAAGGCUGUGCUCACCGGUGCCAUCUCUCUCUGUUCUCUUUUCCUGUUCGUCACACUCGUCCACAGCAACUAAAGGCUGCCAACACACUACAGUUCAAGUAUUUACAGAGCAAAACCCACAUUCCUAGAGUGAAUACUGUCGACUGUAUCUGCCAUACCAAAAGGAGGCUGUGAGAUUAUUACUGUUACUAGCGAACUUGGACAGGAAUGCACGGGGCAGUUUUGGGAGAAAAUCCUAGUGGUGUAACAGAGAUACUCUGAGAAAGAUCUUUUUUUAAUGACAAACUAAUUUAUAAAUGUAGACCAGAUGGGAAUAAUUCUUUGGCUUUUUUUGUAUGGUAGUGUUUAGUUAUCAUGAAUUAAUAACUAAAUAAACGGACACCAUAUUGAUAAA